Messenger RNA from Colletotrichum orchidophilum, 1020 nucleotides. RefSeq lists its product as uncharacterized. NCBI's taxonomy places the organism in Eukaryota, Fungi, Ascomycota, Sordariomycetes, Glomerellales, Glomerellaceae. The transcript has 2 exons. The record is from RefSeq and is a predicted model, not a curated record. Bases 1 to 1020 code for a protein of 339 amino acids.
AUGCCCUUUUUCCAGCCUCCGGUCACACCCCUCCCCGACAACCUGAAUCUCCACGGCCAGACCGCGAUAGUGACGGGCGCAACAUCGGGAAUCGGCCUCGCACUAGCCCGCCAGCUCCUCCUCCUCGGCGCCUCCCCCGUUAUCCUCGCCGUCCGGGAUGUCCCGAAGGGCGAAUCCGUAGGGCGCAACCUCCUCGCGGAUCCAGCCGUCCGCUCUCUGCACCCGACCGCCGUUCUCAAAGUCAUACAUUUGGAUGCGGAAGACUAUGAGAGUGUCAAGGCUUUUGCACAAGCAUUCAAGGCGGACCACCCCCAUCUCCACACCGUGAUGCUCAACGCCGGCGUCCCCGGGUUCAGGCGCCGUGUCGCUCCUACGGGCCAUGAAGGGACCGUGCAGGUGAAUUAUCUCUCGAAUGUGCUUCUCAUGCUGGAGCUCCUCCCGCUAUUGGAGGCCACGGCGCGCGAGACGGGACGGCCUGGCAGACUUACCUGGACGGGGAGCCGCGCCAUCGGACACACGAGCCUGGCGACCAAGUCUCCUCUCGGGCCUGGGGAGUCGAUACUGAAGCACCUGGACGCCGAGGCCAACUUCUUCGGCAUGUCGCGGUACGCGGAUAGCAAGCUGCUUGGGUUUUUGUUCCUGCGGGAGCUGCCUAGGCAUUAUGGCACCGGGACCGAUGAGCACCAGCAACGGGUUAUUGUUAACGCUUUCUGUCCCGGGAUGGUGGAUACGAACUUGAGCGACGUCCUUUCGCAGCCCUUUCGCCUUAUCGCCGACGCCGUCAAGGCUGUGAGGGCGAGGAGGCCGGAGAAGGCUGGAUGGAUUGGGCUUCACGCUGUCGCUGUCGCGGGUGCGGAGACCCAUGGGAAGACGCUGGGGGAUAAGGAGAUUUGGGAACCGGAGGGAUUUGCGGUUUCGGAAGAGGGUGUGAGGCUCCAGGGUUUGUUGUGGGAUGAGACUGUGGAUGAGAUGAGGAAGGUUACGACUGUGCCUGGUUGGAUGGCCAAUGCCGAGAGUUGA